This is a messenger RNA of Cyprinus carpio (common carp), 2204 nucleotides long. Its product is annotated as fas apoptotic inhibitory molecule 1-like. Lineage: Eukaryota; Metazoa; Chordata; Actinopteri; Cypriniformes; Cyprinidae. Gene Ontology annotation, biological process: canonical NF-kappaB signal transduction; positive regulation of neurogenesis; negative regulation of extrinsic apoptotic signaling pathway via death domain receptors. The record is from RefSeq and is a predicted model, not a curated record.
AAACGCGGACAGAAGAAGAAUACGCUUUUGCCAUAGUAACCGUUGUUAGCUGGAACAGAAUUGUUGGUUAAAUUUGGAGCUAGUUGUGUUAAUGCUGUUGGCGUCAGUUGUGUUCAUAUUUUCUGCCUUGAGGAAAAGCUAAUCAAAUAUACACAAACGCGUUUUAUUUCUGCUCUGAAUCGGAUCGGCACUAGAAGACAGAAGAUGUCAGGAGAUCUUGUAGCUGUGUGGGAUGUGGCUUUGAGUGAUGGUGUGCACAGGAUUGAAUUUGAACAUGGCACAACCACAGGAAAGCGGAUCAUUUACAUUGAUGGAAAGGAAGUCAUAAAGAGAGAUUGGAUGUUCAAACUGGUUGGAAAGGAGACUUUUCAUGUGGGUGGUACAAAUACAAAGGCAACUAUUAACAUAGAUGCAGUAAGUGGCUUUGCAUACGAAUACACUCUCGAGAUUAACGGACAGAGCCUGAAGAAGUACAUGGAGAAUCGCUCCAAAGUUACCAGCACAUGGCUCCUCAACCUUGAUGGCAUCGACUGCAGAGUGGUUCUGGAGAAAGAUACCAUGGAUAUAUGGUGCAAUGGACAGAAAAUGGAAACAGCUGGUGAGUUUGUUGAUGACGGCACAGAGACGCAUUUCACUCUGGGUGACCAUGACUGCUGCAUUAAGGCUAUGAGCAGCGGCAAGAGACGAGAUGGCAUCAUUCACAUGCUGCUGCUGGAUGGCAUGGAAAUCUCAGAGUCAGAGUGAUCUGUGGGAAUGAGUGUGUGAGUGUGUUUGGAUUAUCCAUCCUCAUGAGCAGUGAAUAUACUGUCAGGUCCAUAUACAUUUGGACACAGGCACAAUUUAAAUUUUUUUAGCCACUGACCAAAACAUAUUCAAGUUACAGUUAUAUAAUGAAUAUGGGCUUAAAGUGCACACUCUCAGCUUUAAUUUGAGUGCAUUCUCAUCAAAAUUGGAGUAAAGGAAUUAAAGUUCUUUGAUAUGUACCACUCUUUUUCAAGGGAGUAUUUGGGCAAUUGACUCAAAAUCCCUUUCAUGGGCAGGUGUGGGCUAUUCCUUCUAUAUUUCUACAUCAGUUACGUAAGGUAAAAGCAAGGUAAAAGUUCUGGAGUUAAUUCUAAGUGUGCCAUUUGCAUUUGGAAGCUGUUGCUGUGAACCCACAUCAUGUCAUCAGUCAAAGGAGCUCUUCAUGCAAGUGAAACAGACAAUUAUGAGGCUUCAAAAACAAAAACAAAAAACCAUCAGAGAGACAGCAGGAACAUUCAGAGUGGCCAAAUCAACAGUUUGGCACAUUCAGAAAAGAAAACAAAAACGCAUUGGUGGGCUCAGCAACAUAAAAAGGCCUGGAUGUCUAUGCAGGACAACAGUUGUGGAUGAUCGGAGGAUCCUCUCCAUGGUAAAGAAAAACCUUUUCACAAUAUCCAGCCAAGUGAAAAACACUCUCCCAGAGGUAGGCGUGCCACUUUCAAAAUCCACAAUCAAGAGUAGACUUCACGAGAGCAAAUACAGAGGGUUCAUCACAAGAUGCAAACAAGGCCAGACCACUUCUGGAAAAGCAUUCUUUGGAUGGAUGAAAUUAAAAUCAACCUGUACCUGAAUGACACUAAGAACAUGGUGGAUGCUGGAGUAUUUGUGAUGGCAUGAGCAUGCAUAGCUUCCAGUGGCAUUGAGUUACUGGUGUUUAUUGAUGAUGUUACAGAAGCAGCCGGAUGAAUUCUGAAGUUUAUAGGGAUAUACUGUCUGCCCAGAUUCAGCCAAAUGAAGCAAAGUUGAUUGGACGGCACUUCAAAGUACAAAUGGACAAUGAACCAAAACACAGCAAAAGCAACCCAGGAGUUUUUAAAGUUAAAAAAGUGGAAUAUUCCUCAUUGCUGCCUCAUUGCAUAUUCUGCCAUGGCCAAGUCAAUCUCCUGAUCUCAACCCAACUGAGCAUGCAUUUUACUUGCUGAAGACAAAAUUAAAGAUAAACCCACAAACAAACAACAACUGAAGUCUGCCGCAGUAAAGGCAUGGCAAAGCAUCAAAAAGGAGUAAACCUAGUCUUUGGUGAUGUCCAUGAGUUCCAGACUUAAGGCAAUCAUUGCCUGCAAAGGAUUCUUAACAAAAUAUAAAAAAAUUAACAUUUUAUUUAUGAUUAUGUUUAUUUAUCCAGUUACUUUUGAGCCCCUGAAAAUGGAGGGGAGGGGGGGGGGGGGGGCUGUGUAUAA